Molecule: messenger RNA, 1481 nt
Organism: Ricinus communis (castor bean)
Lineage: Eukaryota; Viridiplantae; Streptophyta; Magnoliopsida; Malpighiales; Euphorbiaceae
Product: F-box protein CPR1
Exons: 2
Coding region: 45-1214 (389 amino acids)
Molecular function (GO): protein binding
Source: RefSeq, a predicted model, not a curated record
GAAAUUUCUUUAUCACUCUUCUUUCCACUCUACUCGCGCGGAAUAUGUCCGACCGGAUCUCGCCGGAAGUUGUCGCCGAAAUUCUAGUCCGAUCAGAAUUACAGACAAUUCUGCGCUGCAGGUGUGUAUGUCAACAAUGGCGUUCCAUAAUUGACGAUACCAAUUUCAUUAAAUACCACAUAGAUUACUCUACUAAAACCAACACCAAUUACUCCUUUUACCUCAAAGAAGUUAACGGCGACUUUUACAAUUUAGACUUGGAUACUAUCAAUGCAUGCGAGUCUCUUGAAAUCUGCAACUUACCCAAUAUCAUUUCUGGGACAUUAAUUGGUUCAUGCAAUGGUUUGCUCUGCUUCCGAAAUGAGAAGUCUGAAGAUGUCUUUAUUGUGAAUCCAACUACUCGAAAAGAAUGCUGGGUUUCAGGUAUCUUGCUUGCUAAUUUUCAUAACAGCAGUACUAGAUUGAGCCCGGAUGUUAAUUCUGUUGUAUGGACAGGAUAUGGUUUUGGGUAUGAUCAUGUUGCUGAUGAUUACAAAGUUGUGAGGGUUGCAGAAAUUAGUUAUUCUCAUCAAAGAGUUGUUAAUGCUGAUAAUGGUAUUGGUAAUAGCAAUGCAGGUUUUUUAGAAUAUGAGAUGGUUAUUUGUUAUGUGAAAACAGGAGUUGUAAGAGUUCUUAAAAUGCCUUAUCAUACAAGAACUAGUCAAAAAGUAGGUGUUCUUGCUGAUGGGGCUCUGCACUGGGUAAUGGGUAGGUAUGAUGAUUUGAGUAGCCCUAAUGUAAUUGUGGGUUAUAAUCUUGGAACUUGUGAAUUUUUAGAGGUGCCACAGCCUGAUUCUGUAGGUAAUGGAUUUAGAGUGGAUAUUGGUUUAUUUGGAACAUGGUUGUGCAUAUUUGCUACUGAUGAUCUAGAUAUGUGCAUUGAUGUUUGGAUGAUGAAAGAAUACGGGGUUAAGGAGUCUUGGACUAAGCUUUGUUCAAUUCCACAUAUUGAAACAUGCUAUGAUUUUAUUAGACCUUUGAGUUUUUGGAAGAGAGGUUCAGAAGUUUUACUCGAACUGGACGACGCAAGAAUUGUUUGGUAUGACAUAGAGAAGAAAAGAGUUAGAGAUGUAUUGCUUCGUAGGUCACAGAAAUCAUAUUUUGAAACUAUCAUCUGUUUGAGAAGCCUUGCUCCCCUUCCAUCCAAUGAAAAUGGAGAGAUGGAUGAAAUUUAACAAUGUGUUAACAAUCAAAAGGAGACAAGAAAGAGGUAAAAGAUUGACACAGCUUGGGUUUUUGGAGACACAAGAAAGCUUUCCCAGGUAUUUUGUCUUUGAAGGCUGUAAUAGAUUGUAAUAUCUAUACAGCUAAGAGACCUAGAACUUAACUGGGAUGUAAAUAUUAAAUGUAAAAUGUAUCACCUUUGUUGCCAUUACAUGCUGCAAAACUUAAACAUCUAAAGGUUUCUGCUGUUUCUUCUAUUAUUAUUACUAUUACUUUGA